Messenger RNA from Raphanus sativus (radish), 459 nucleotides. RefSeq lists its product as uncharacterized. The record is from RefSeq and is a predicted model, not a curated record. NCBI's taxonomy places the organism in Eukaryota, Viridiplantae, Streptophyta, Magnoliopsida, Brassicales, Brassicaceae. The transcript has 2 exons. The coding region runs from base 1 to 459 and encodes 152 amino acids.
AUGGCUCCUAGGAAAAAACCACCACCGACUUAUGAUGAGAUGUUUGGCGACGGUGCCGGGACGUCUUCUUCUUCCGGCGGCCGAGCAUCUUCUGAUGCCGUUCCGGGCUCUCAGACAUCUCAGAGAGUUUGGAGUUCUCCUCCCGCACCUCACAUGGCUCCACCUCCGCCACCAGCAGCUCAGAUGGCUCCACCUCCUCCACCAGCAGCUCCGCAGGAGCCCAUUCCAGGGGCAGAAGUUCAUCCAGACUUGCGGGUGCCUCCUCAUGCACCAUACGCAAGAUAUACGGUGGAGGAUUUGCUUUCCGCGCCUGGACAAGAGGGUAUGGACGUUUUGGACCCCGAUAGACCGCCGGCAAAGGUGGAAUUGGUCCUUAGGAAUCACCGAAAUAGUGAAGAAGGAAUUCGAGGCAAAGGCGAGGACUCGCCUUACCAACACGGUCUCGGAUUGGAAGGAUAA